Molecule: messenger RNA, 1779 nt
Organism: Frankliniella occidentalis (western flower thrips)
Lineage: Eukaryota; Metazoa; Arthropoda; Insecta; Thysanoptera; Thripidae
Product: poly [ADP-ribose] polymerase tankyrase-2-like
Exons: 5
Coding region: 436-1524 (362 amino acids)
Molecular function (GO): protein binding
Source: RefSeq, a predicted model, not a curated record
ACUGACCCCGGGGGUGCGCCACCGCCACCAAGAAGUGGUCGGCCCAGUCCGCGUGGAGCGAGCUCAGAGGUGCGGUAAAAGGGGGUUGUACGUUUGCGAUCGCCUCCUGAGGUCGGCGUCGUCGAGGAGGGGGGCUCGCGGCGUGGGGCUAGCCUGGCUGUUGCGUCCUGGAGGGCCCGGCCCGGCCUCAGGCCCGGCGGCAGCGGCGCCCUCAGUGGGUGCUCGACAGCCCCACCCGCCAGAGCAGCGCGCCCCUGCUCCGCCCCUGCUCCGCCCCUGCUCCGCCCCUGCUCCGCCCUCCAGCGGCGCGCCGCACGAGCCUCCUCGGCGCCGAGUCUCUCCAGAGGGUUGUAACCGUUCCGCGCCCAUCGGCGCGUUUCGUCCUCCAGCCCGAGCCGGGCCUGGCGGCUCCUGGCCGCCGACGCGACCGACGCCAUGAGGACCCCGGCGGUCGCCCGGCGCUACGCCGCCGACGUCACCGCCUCCGCGGACAAAGGCAUCAGGAUGGUGGUCAAGUCCAGCCGCAGCACGCCCAUCAUGAGCCAGCAGGGCCGCUCCAAGGAGGAGCCGCUGCGGGUCACCGUGCACUACCGCGACCUGGCGGGCUCCUACGGCGGCCUCAGCAGGGACACCCUGAUUUCCUCCUCGGGAUCCGCCGACCGCUGGGGAGCGAGUAACCAGCACCCGGGACAGGUGGGGUCGUUGAUCUCGGGGCACGGUGCAGCGGUGCGUCCUCGGCGGGUGCGCUUCGACCUGCCCACUACCACCAGCGGCGGCGGCGGGGACGAGGGCGGCGGAGGGGGAGGGGGCCAGCCCACGGGCCAGCCCCACCACGCCGCGGACCACCACCACCACCACCAGCACCGCUCCAACAGCAACAGCGGCGGCUGGUCUCCCUGGGCCGGCAGACAACACCAGUCGACGUCCAUGAGACAGCCGGGACAGCCGCAGCCGCCGCCGCAGCAGCAGCAGCAACAGCAGCAGGGACGCUCGCCGUGGAGCAGCAGUAACUCGGGCCCCGGGCCGGCCGCGGCCAUGGCGCGGUCCUCCUCGGCCCACCUCCAGCACGGGCUGCACGGCCUGCACGGCCACCAGGGCAGCAGCAGCGCCGCCGUGCUCACGGCCGCCAGGGACGGCGACCACCACACGCUCCUGGAGCUGCUCCGGAGGAACCCGCCCCCCAGCACGCUCAACCACCGCGACACCCAGGGCAGGACGGCGGCGAGCCACCUGGCGGCGCUGGGCGGCUCCGGCGCGGGCGCGAGCAUGCUGGAGCUGCUGCUGCAGUGCCCCGGCGUGGACGUGAACCAGCCCGACUCGGAGGGCAACACGCCGCUGCACUUCGCCGCGCAGGCGGGCCAGCUCGAGGCGCUCAACGUGCUGCUGCGCCAGCCCGAGGUGCAGGUGGACGCGCGCAACGCGCAGGGCUUCACGCCCCUCAUGAAGGCGGCGCUCCAGGGCAGGACCAAGUGCGCGCGCGCGCUGCUGCUCGCAGGUGCGUUGUCUCCGUCAAACCAAUCUUGAACUUUGGCAUACAUACCUAUAGGGAUCAUCCAGAAAGUACGCCCGUCAUUCAACUUUAUGAACCUUUUCAACCUUCAGCUCUCGUAGCGCCUGGUGGGUAGGCAACAUCUUGUCUGCUGUGCAUAUGUGUACUGCGGGGUGGCAUACCCUGAGUCUCACAGGCGCCGUGCUCUAGUAACCUGCCGACUGAGUCUGAGAAAGAUAGACGUACUUUCUGGACGAUCCCUUGAUCAUUUUCAAUCUUUGUCAAUCUUU